AUAUCACACUGCGAGUCAUUGGCUUUAACGACCUGUCGCUUGUGGUACAAAAGGACCGGUUCUUGGUGGUAGCUAUAAACCGACCCGUCGUCUACGCACUGCUUCCUUCUGACGGUUUUAAAAAGCAGAUUGAUAUUUUGAUCCAUGGCGGUGGUCAUCUAUAACCAGCUCUGUGCGCUAUUUCAAAAACCCUUCUUCUUUCCUCCCCGAACUCGAAAGAUGGUGGCGACUCAGGCCGGUUCCAAGAGGCCCACUUGUGCUUCAUGUUCAAAACCCGCUUGGCUCUGCCUCUGCAAAAGAAUCAAGAAACCCCGGCUCGAUAACUCUGUUAGGGUGACUAUUCUCCAGCACAGUCUAGAGAAAAAACACCCUCUUAAUUCUGCUAAGAUUGCGAGACUAGGCCUCAAGAAUCUGAUUGUAUCCGCUGUUUCUGAUGUGCACAUGGAAGCCCGGUUCGUUAUUCGGUCACUGGACCAGAAUUGUGAUAUGGGUUCCAAUGGAGUAGAUUGUGAUCAGCAUGUGAAAAAUAUGGAUACCCGAAAGUCAAGCUUUGAGGAAUGCAGUGAAAUGGGUUCAGAAGAAGAAAAUGUGGAUAACUCAGAAUGUGAAUCGUUUGCAAAAUGCCCCAGAGAGAAAAGCAUUGGCUUUGUUGAUGCUAAUGGGAAAUGCAGUUUGGAGAGUGAUAUAGGUUGUGAAAAUACUCGAAACGAAUUAGAAAGUGAUGAACAUGGUGUUGGCAAACAUGGACCAAUUAUCACUGCUACAGUCGGCAAACAUGGUGUUGUUAUCUCUCUUUCCCAUAGUUGGAUGCAGCAAAGCGAUUGGGAGAAGCCAGAUUUCAAUAAGAUUUUAGACACUCCAGCGGCUUGUACCGCUCUUUCAAAAGGAUUUAGUGUACGGAAGUUGCAAAAGCAGCCAGUGGAAGGGCGCUUGGAAUUGGAAGAGGAAAUGGAGUUUGAAAUUGAUGUGCCUCCUGGAUCUGCGCUCUUAUAUCCAACUAAAGAGGCAUUUAGUAUAAAUGGUGUAGAGGACAUCAAUUUUGAGGUGAAGAAUUUGAUUGUUUUGGAUGGAACAUGGUCAAAGGCCAAGAAAAUGUAUGCUGAAAAUCCCUGGUUGAAGUUUUUGCCACAUUUGAAGUUGGAAUUGGACAAGGUUAGCUUGUAUGGUGAAGUCAGGAUUCAGCCAAAGGCUGGAUGUUUGUCCACCCUUGAGAGCAUUGUAUAUGCACUAAGGGCAGUGGGGGACAAUGUUGAGGGGUUGGAUAAUCUUUUGGAUGUUUUAGAGUCUAUGGUUGUGGACCAAAAGCGGUGUAAAGAAGAAAGGCUGAGCAAUGCAGGUGAUGUAUGAACCUUCCGCUCAGUUUCAUUUAGUACGGUUUUGACAGUAUCUUGAAACCUAGUGAAAGCAACAGACAAAACUAUACAUCAUUAUAUGUCGUUGGUGACCAUUUUUGGUCGCUAUAUUAUAAAUUGUACUCUUUUUAUUUUUUAUAUCGGUGUUUAGUUCGUGUUUACUAGAACUUGUUUCUGUAGCCCACAUUUCAUCAAAUACAUCAAAAGGGUACCUUUAUUUUAUGCACCCUACUUUUAUA
Ziziphus jujuba (common jujube) is the source of this 1591-nucleotide messenger RNA. RefSeq lists its product as uncharacterized. Bases 145 to 1347 code for a protein of 400 amino acids. The transcript has a single exon. The record is from RefSeq and is a predicted model, not a curated record. NCBI's taxonomy places the organism in Eukaryota, Viridiplantae, Streptophyta, Magnoliopsida, Rosales, Rhamnaceae.